Messenger RNA from Hippocampus comes (tiger tail seahorse), 2897 nucleotides. RefSeq names its product cell surface A33 antigen-like. The transcript has 7 exons. Lineage: Eukaryota; Metazoa; Chordata; Actinopteri; Syngnathiformes; Syngnathidae. Gene Ontology annotation, cellular component: plasma membrane. Bases 148 to 1569 code for a protein of 473 amino acids. The record is from RefSeq and is a predicted model, not a curated record.
GGAGGGGUGUGCAGGCCAAGACACAUCUGGUGGGUGGGACAAGAUGCUACCUGUUCAGCGAGACCGACUGUGAUUGGCUCUUGGGAGCUGUCAAUCAAUAACCAAAUCCAGGUUGAAGCGGCUCACCUGAAAGCGGCACGCAGAUUAAUGAAGACGGGUUUCGGUGUUGUCCUUGCUUUCCACAAGGCCACAGUCCAAGUCAACUUUCUGGCCAUGGAGACAAGAAUUUUCAGCAUCACACUUCUUUAUCUGACGGUGAUGUGUGUUGGUGCCUUGCAAGUGAGCAUCCCAGAAGAUCGCUAUGAGUAUGCCAGAGGUGACAACGUAACGUUGCCAUGCUCGUUUCAAUCUACAUUCACCAGGCCACCACUAGUAGUCAUCAGCUGGUCUGUGGAAGGAUUAGAAGCUAAUGCUGAUGAGAAAGUGAUUGCCACUUAUUACUCUGCUGGUGCAUUGACGGACAUCAAAGAAGCCUACAAAAAACAUGUGUCAAUGGAUGUGGACCUGGCUACGGGAAAGGGCAACUUGAAAAUUUCAUCGAUCACACUUGCGGACAAUAAAGAAUUUGAGUGCCGCGUCCAGAUCCCAGGCGACACGGAGGGCACGCUUUUUGACACUGUUCGCUUGGUGGUUCUAGUGGCUCCAUCGACACCCAUCUGUAAGAUCCAGGGGAAACCACAAUAUGGCCAGAACAUCAACCUGACCUGUCACUCAGAGGAAGGCUCACCACCACCCAAAUAUGAGUGGACCAGUCUUAAUGCGCGCAGUGUUCCCCAUAAGAAAGAUCCAAGGACUACCGACAUUGGUGGCAUCCUGUCUCUCUUCAACAUCACCAAAGAGACAUCAGGAUACUACACCUGUACCUCAAGCAACAAGAUCCGUUCUGCCAGCUGCAACAUCACCCUCACAGUCAUGCCAGCAUCCAUGAACAUCGGCUCCACAGCAGGAAUAAUUGCAGGAGUCGUCGCGUUGCUGAUCAUCCUGGUCGUCAUAAUCUACUGCGUGUGCUGCCGCAAGAAGAAAGAGGAAGAAGAGGAAUACGCAAUGGGAGUUCGUGAGGAAGGGCCCCGUGACAAAGUGCCUGACAGGAAUGGAGCUGAGAGGUCAGUGGAUAGAUAUAUCGACGACGACGAUGAGUCCAGUGUGAGGGCCCCACUUCAGGAGCAGGACAAGGGACGACGCGAACGUGACGACAACCCACGACGGGAUUCUGACGAUCGCCGUAAUGACUAUAACGACCGUCGCAGGUAUGACGACGAUCGCCGUAGCGACUAUGACGAUCGCCGUAGCGACUACGACGACCGUCGGAGCGAUUACACCGAUCGGCGGAGCGACUAUUCGGAUGCACGUGACAAGUACAAUGACCGCCGUGAGCGCUAUGACGACGAUGAUGAUCGCCGUGGCAACUGUACAGAUCCCCGCGAUAGGUACCAUGAUCGCUACGAUGAUGACAAUAACGGCGACAGAGAUCGGCGCUACCGUGAUGACCACCGCUACGAUGAACCUUAUGAUGCUCGGGACAGGCCUCCUCCUGUUCCAUCCGAUAAGCCGCGCAGAAGAGAUGACUAAGCCUCCCGGGUGCAUUGAUCACCAUCCUUCAUCUUGAUGGCCCCUCUCCCCAACAGGACUUUCACACUGUAGGAACUCAUUCGGAAUCAGUUUAAAAGGUGGGGCUGUCUUUUUUAUCCCUGAUAUGGGCUUGCCACUUUCCUGGGCUGAUUAAAAUAUUGACAACUACAAACAACCCACGGAAUUGGUAUCCAAUCUAUAACAUUUAUUCUUGGCUAAAUACUAAAGGUGGGGUGGCAAACUACGUAAAGUUUCUGGAAAAUUCCAAUGGGAAUUCAAGAGAGGGAAUUUUGGACAAUGAGCCCUGCUGGGAAUCGAAAGUCUGCAAGUAAUGGAGUCAAAACACAAUUUUGGUUGAAAUGAAAAUCAUCAACAUAGUUCUUUUGAACUAAAAAAUAAUAUUCAUACUGAACGGCAAAUUUGCUGGGUUUCACUCUAUUCCAACUUGGUAUCUUUAAAUUGAAAUGAGAAUUUGCAUAAAAUUAAAAGUAAUUUAACAGACAUCUCUGUGUUGGAACUCUGAAGCCAGCUUGACUUCUAUACAGACGAAAAUAGUGCUUCGCCAUCGUCUUGUGGCACGUUGGUGUUAAGGAAAUGCCUUUUCUUUUUACUGUGGCUCCUUAAAACGCAUCUUACUGUGAGCGUCUACCUCGACUUGUUUUGUAUCAUCUCAACAAUGGCUACACUGACAUCUCUCUUGUAUUGCCAUCUAUUUUCUAGUGUGUUUUUCCUUAUUAGGGUCACAAGUCCGUGGAAGUAGUUGUAUUACUCCAAUGAGAGAAAAUGCUAUAGUCUAUUUCCCUAGUUUUUUUUAGAACUUUUCACACAUGUCAACCCACAAAACAGAAUUCCAUGUAUCCUUAAGUCCCAUAUAUUCAGAUCUUUUAAAAACAAAUUGCUAAUUGUUAUGUGAGUGUAUCUGUAAAGAACUUUUUUUUUUUGUUAGCAUACUGUAUGCAGGAUUUUAGUGUUCUUGGCUGAGGCCUGUGUGUUGCGUUUCACAUGUGUGAGUGUAAUUUUACUGCAGUUUGGUCACAUUCCAAACAGAGUGGCAAAGCUUUCACGUUCUCUGCCUCUGUGAUUAAACAUGGGUGUAGUGUAUUUCUAGUUAGACGCUGUUGGGAUACAAUGAAUAGCAUGUGUCUGUCAUUUUAUUUGGGUGCAAGUCUCUCAGAAAGGCUAGCAUUGUUUUUAUAGACUUGUUUUAUAUGGAAAUAAACAGUUUUGUCGUUCAGCUUUAGUAAAUAUGUUUUCCACGUGUGUAAUGUUUUGUAAAACUCCUGUUUGUAAAUUGUGUUCCAUAUGAAAUAAAAUCAGGCUGAAAGACU